UCAUUUCUGAAGCUGGGGGUCACGUUUGGAUUUUCUACUCCUUCUUGGGGACACAAUGGCAUUUACUUUUGCUGCCUUCUGCUACAUGCUGUCUCUGGUGCUCUGCGCUGCUCUCAUCUUCUUUGCAAUCUGGCAUAUAAUUGCCUUUGAUGAAUUAAGAACAGACUUCAAAAGCCCCAUUGACCAGUGUAAUCCUGCACACGCGAGGGAACGUCUUCGAAAUAUCGAGAGAAUCUGUUUCCUCCUGAGAAAGCUGGUACUCCCAGAAUAUUCCAUACACAGCCUAUUCUGUAUAAUGUUUCUUUGUGCGGAAGAAUGGUUAACGCUAGGGCUGAACGCACCACUGCUUUUUUAUCAUAUAUGGAGGUAUUUUCGUGGCCCAGCUGACAGCUCAGAGUUGGCGUACGACCCGCCUGAAGUAAUGAACGCCACUACGCUGAGCUACUGCCAAAAAGAGGCCUGGUGCAAGAUGGCAUUUUACCUGCUCUCCUUCUUCUAUUAUCUAUACUGUAUGGUAUACACGUUAAUGAGUUCCUAAGGAAGAAGGAGCCGAGGACCGAGAAAGUCAUUCCAGCUGAAAAUAAACACUUGUCUGGCUAUUGUAUGCUGGUGGACAUUACCGAACCAUCGGCAACACUGCGUAGACAGCCCCUGCUGGAUGAUACUCUGGAGCCCUGGAGAUCCAGCUAAAAUGCCUGUGGAAGGUAUUAAGCAAUCUGUGUGGAUUAUACAUUUCUCAUGCACAGUUGCUGGGCUGAUCCACUGCUAA
Molecule: messenger RNA, 769 nt
Organism: Nanorana parkeri
Lineage: Eukaryota; Metazoa; Chordata; Amphibia; Anura; Dicroglossidae
Gene: CNIH3
Product: cornichon family AMPA receptor auxiliary protein 3
Exons: 6
Coding region: 56-538 (160 amino acids)
Biological process (GO): vesicle-mediated transport; regulation of AMPA receptor activity
Cellular component (GO): dendrite; synapse
Source: RefSeq, a predicted model, not a curated record